Molecule: messenger RNA, 717 nt
Organism: Symbiodinium pilosum
Lineage: Eukaryota; Dinophyceae; Suessiales; Symbiodiniaceae
Source: the annotation of a GenBank genome assembly
AUGUCUUCGGUGAACGUCAUCACUGACAGCCGUCUCUUUGUCAGCGAGCCCGAUCCUCGCUGGUUUGGAAAUCCACGAAACCCGACAGAUGCAGUGGCCCAGGGCUGGACGAACCAGAACUGGCUAAAGUCAAGAUUCCACUUCAACUUUGCAGAGUACCACGAGGGCCCCAGCAGUUUUGGAGUGCUGCGCGUGAUGAACGAUGACCUGGUUCAGGGGGAGAGGGGCUUCGGCGAGCACCCGCACAGGGACAUGGAGAUAUUGACCCUCAUAGUGGAUGGAGAGCUGACACACAAGGACCGGUUCAAAGCUCGACAGCUAAGACUCCAAGGGCAACAGGAGACCUUGGAUCGUGGCGGGAUCCAGUUCAUGUCCGCAGGUACUGGCAUCUACCACUCUGAGCACAACUUAGCCAAGUCACCGCUUCGGUUCAUCCAGUGCUGGAUUGCAGCUCGGCAAAAGUUAGCAGAGUGGGUGCCACGGGCUCGCGGCUUGAAGCCUCACUAUGGCUCCAGCCUCGGUGGCAAGGAGGCAGCGGCGGCUCGAAAGGAUCAGUGGGCACACCUCGUCUCGGAUGAGAUGUCUUCAGCGCGGACGAAAAUCAAGAUCAACCAAGAUUGCAAUGUCUUCGCCACGGAGCUCUCAGCCGGCAAGACCUCUCAGCCCUUCUCGAUUGCUGGCCGCCAAGCCUACAUGCUGUGCGUGGAGGGUGAGUAG